Saprolegnia diclina VS20 is the source of this 1233-nucleotide messenger RNA. RefSeq lists its product as hypothetical. Lineage: Eukaryota; Oomycota; Saprolegniomycetes; Saprolegniales; Saprolegniaceae. The record is from RefSeq and is a predicted model, not a curated record. The transcript has a single exon. Bases 1 to 1233 code for a protein of 410 amino acids.
AUGUGGUUUGAUCUCAAGCUCUGGCGCCUCCACUUUGCGUCUCCAACAGCAGCGAUGGUCGCGCCCAUCGAGCCCGAUCCAUCGGUGAUACGGACGCGCUGGGGGCCGCGGGUCUGGGUUAUCAUUGGCACUGUCUACGUCGCUGCAGCGAUCUACAGCAGUGUCUCGUACCUCGGACUCGCCCAAGGGAUCUUGACCAACGACUUGAUCUGGCCCGCCUUCAACAUGACGGGGUCGCACAGCUUUCUCGCCAACUGGUUCAACGAGCCGGCGCAUGUACAGGGUGCUGAAACGUCGGCGAUAGCACUCACCAACCACCAGCAAAUCAACGCUCUCGAGCUGUUCAACCUCUCGCAAGCGUCCGUCGCGUUUCCCAUCCAGCAAGGCGCGAGGGUCCAGUACUCAACCCUGACCACACUCUCGGAUACGAUCUCAGGGCUUCGAGAUGUUCAAAGCUGUGACGGUCCGUGGGUUUUCACGCAGUAUUGCUACCUCGACUUGGAUCAAAAGUGGGAAAUGGCCAACUCGAUCAAGCGCCAAGAGCGAUGCCAGUCGAUGGUCAGUAACGGCGCCGUCUUUCUCGCUUCUCUGCUCCGAAAUGUUGAUAUAUCAACGUGCUGGAGUGAGUCGUUUGAGAUUGGGUUUGCGUCCGAGUUGCGUGAAUCCAAGGCAGGCCAAGCUUUAUUGGCUUCAUUUAGCCCACCGUACCUCUCGAUCGACGACGAAGUGUCUUAUUGGACGUCGAGAAGUGUCUCGUCGUACGUGCUGCAGUGGCAAAACUACAAGUCAAUCGGUCUCGUCAACUCGUACAACAUUGUCAAUGCCUACGGCAUCUCGUAUCCUUUCACGCUGCAGUCGACUGCGGGCUACCGCCGUUUGGGGAGCCAGACGUCGUUCAAAAUGUACUGGUCUCUGGCCAACGACCUCGGCACUCUCGUCAAGAACACAUCGAUCAUGGGGGGCAAGAGUCUUCUUCGGUCGAGCAGUCGAUUUGCCUAUCGCAAUGCGUCGAUUCAAGAUGUGCUGGUGACGGAGAAGAUGCUUCCAGCACUUCCGUGGAGUGCCAACUCCAUUCUUUUGACAUCGUACCUCGGGCCGUUUGGGUCCAUCGACACGGUCUACGUCAGUCCACCGCGUGUGCUACAGGAGGCCAUCGCCGCGUUUGGCACUGCGGUGGCUGGCGCGAGGGUGCUAAAUGCUUUCCACGCGCCCCCCCUUUCUUGCCACAUUUAA